UCCAUAGUUUCCCGCAGCAGUGUUCCCCAAUCAGCCGUUGCCUGCUCCGAAACAAUAUCGAUCACCUCAACCGAAAAGUUCAGUCAUUGACUGUUUGCAAAGAUACUGUGUGGAAGAAAUAAUCAUGAAUCUAUCGCUUAUCGCCGCACGUUAGUCAGCCUGGCGAAUUGGCCUGGACCAACAAGACAGCCAGCGCAUACAAGCACCUAUUGCGUUUCCUAUUGCCCUCACUCCUCUAUACAAUGCAACGGCAUCGCCGCCUGCUUCGCCUUAAAAGCACAGUUCCGCAGCUUCUCUGCCAGAAUGGGCUGCGUCGCUUGCAGGUUACCUCCGGGGCGCUGUCAUGUUCGAAGGAAGCAACAGAAGCUGCGACAUCGUCAUCAGACUCCACCAACCUGCACUCGGUGGUCAGCAUCGCCGAAGGCCCCAACGCCUUUGCCGCGGCGACCGUAACAUUCACGCAGGCGGAGGAGGCGGUGGGCUACGGGAACCAGAAAGGAGCACCGACGGCACAGCAUGCGGCACAGGUUGCUUUGCUGGCUGUUCGCGGCGCCCUGGGCUGUCAGCGGCCUCCCAGUGCGCUGGUCGCCUCCGUGUCUCUGGAUCUGCCACGUCCUGCCGUACAAGCGGUGGCUGAGAGCCUUUCCGCGGCGCUGAAGGAGAGUGGGACACCGGUCAUAGGUUGCAGCUCACGGUUAAGAGUUCCGGAUGAGAUACGGGCCAACGGACUGCGAGGAGGAGGGAGCACCGCGGGAAGAGGAAACGGCGUUGGAGCGGCUGCUAGCAGUAGCACUAGCACCAGCAUGGAUGGCGCGCGAGGGAGCGGAGAAUCGUCCGAGGCAUCCACCUCCCAGCAAUCACAGCAGCAGCAACAGCAGCCUCGUCACUUGCACCACAUCACCCUGGCAGCAGCACACUUGCCGGAUUACGAAGUGUACGGCAUUCGGAGCGAAACGGCCUCCCUGCCCCGGCUGCCCUACCUAGCUGAGUCGCUGCAGGGCCGUCGCCCGCCGGCCUUCCUGCUGUUGACCGGGGCGGACUCACAGGCGGCGGAGCUGCUGGCCAGGCUGCAGAACCUCUUUCCGGGCUCCUGCGUGGGCGCCGGAGUGGCUGCGCAGCAGUCCGCUAGGGACCGCUCGCGACUGAUGUUGGUGGGGCCUGGCGGGGGCAGCAGCAGCAACGGCAACGGCAGCAGCACAAACAGCGGUGUUAGCAGCGGCAGUAGCAGUGGCGGCAGUGGCGCCAGCAGCAGCAGUAGCAGCAGCAGCCUACAAGGGGGGCCAAGAGAGCAGGGGCCGUUCGCUUCCCUCGCUGAGGACGCUUUCCUGGGAGGGGAGGCGGGAGGUGCAGCUGGGGAGUUGUACGGCAGCGGGAGGAGCAGGAGGAGGGGCAGACCGGCGUCGGACUUUGAGGGCCCCUUCCAGCGCAUGCUGCUGGGUCGGGAGGGCGCCCCGGGGGCCGCUGGUGAUGGGAGCAGUGGGGCUGCCUCCACCACCUCCACUACCACCACCACCGCCAGUAACGGGAGUAGCCGUAACGCUGGGAGCAGCAGCAGCAGUAGCAGCAGCAGCACUAACAACGGCAGCAGCGGUGCAGGCACCCGAGUGCCCAGCGCCUUCCACCGCAGGAGGCCACAGCCUGCCGCAGGCAGCUCCUCAUCCUCCUCGCCCACUCAGCCCACGUCCUCAACAGCAGCAGCAUCAGCAGCGGAAACAACGACAACAGGGAGUGGCUCGUUCUCUGCCUCCUCCUCUUCCUCCUCCUCCUCUUCCUCUUCCUCUUCGCAAGGCGGAGCAGGCAGCACCCAAGCAACCACGGCAUCACCAACACCAUCAUCAGCAUCCGCAGCUGCAACAACCGCAGCGGCGGCGCAGGAGGAGGCUGCAGCGGAGGCAUUCGCUGCCUCCCUCCGCUCCUUCCAACCCUCCUUCGUCAUGGUGGGCGGGGAGGUGCAUGGUGGGGGCUGUGCGCUGCUCGCAAUCUACCCUAAAACCACAACUCCAGCAACCCCCGCGUCGUCUUCGUUAUCAGCAACAACACCAGCAACAGCAGCAGCACCUGGGUUAUCAGGGUCAGGUGCUGCUCCUGCUGCCCCUGCCCCUGCUACGCUGUCCCGGCUGCCCGGUGGCGCAUGCGACCUGCUAGCUCGGGUGGCGCUGGGGAGCGACCAGCUGCACCACGUGACGCUGCGGGGUGCCGCCCUGUCCGCCAUCUCUCCGCCCCCCACCGGCCCCGAACCCUCCUCCGCCACCUCCCCCUCGCCCCCCGACAACCCCUACUACUGGCUGCCCGCCUCCGCCACCCCGCCUGCCCUCCGCAUCGACCCCCACCUCCAUGCACCCCUGCUGCAGCAGCAGGAGGAGCAGGAGGAGCAGGGGCAGCACAAGCACGACCAGCAAGAGGGGCAGCAAGAGGGGCAGCACCCGCAGCCUUUGGCAACUAGCCCAGCUGCUGCUGGUAACGCAGGCGUGACAGUAAGCGGCAGUGGGGAGGUAGACGCGGGGACGGAGGGCGCAGCAGGAGGGGAGACGGAGGGUGGCGAGGAGACUGCGGUGGAGGAGGCUGAGGAGGCGGUGCCCUCCGCUGCAGCGCUGGCGGCGCUGAGUGAUGGGCUGUCGGGGCUGCCGCUGUUCCCGCUGGAGGGCGCAGUGCUGUUCCCGGGGCAGACCAUGCAGUUGCGUGUGUUUGAAAAGCGCUACCGGCUGCUCCUGCGUGCCUGCCUGGAGCAGGGCACCGCUUUCGGGCUGUGCUGGCGGGGCACGGGUUGUACGGCAGUGGUGCGAAGCUGGCAGUGCGCUGGGAACCCUGCCGCCGCCGGUAACAGCAGUAGCAGCAGCGGCACCAGCAGUGCGGGAGGGGUAGCGGAAGGAGGUGGCCGGGAGGGUGGUGAGGGUGUGGGAGAUGUGAUGGUGAUGCUGGAGGGUGGCGUGCGGUUCAGCUACGAAACGGAGGGGCUGGGGGUGUUGCCGGCAACGUAUGGGCUCAAUGUGGCUAAGAGGGCCGAGUAUGUUUUGGACGAGCCGCCUGCCAACGAUGACGACCUGGCUGCCAUGUGCUCCGCUGCGUACGCCAUCAUUGACGGCAUAGCGGGGGCGCUGGAGGCGGGAUCGGCACCACCCGCGCGGCAAACCGCUCGCAACUUUGCCAACGCCCUCCACUUCGCCAGCAGCAUGCAACCCACAACCACCCCCGCAACCCCUGCUGCUGGCAACGCCAACGCCGACACCGCCACCACCACCACUCCCCCCAGCACCAACCCCAGCAGUUCAGGCAUCACCAGCACCUCUUCCUCUUCCUUCGAAACCACCUCAUCCUCUUCCUCAUCCAAAAGCGACAGUGAAAGCGAUGAUGCAGCUCUGUUGGCUGCUGACGUGGCGGAGGCCAAGCGCUGUCUUGACGCCGACACCGCCUCCCUGCUGUCGCUCUACCUGGCGCCGCACAUACCCGUGCAGUUGGAGUCGCUGCGAAGGGAGUGGUUCACCACCCGAAAUGCGCUGUGGCGGCUGCAGCAAGAGGCUUCCUGGCUACGAAACAACCCGCGCGUGUGCAUGGCAGUGGCAUCCAGCGUGCUGCGUCUGGCUCGGGAUCACCCGCUGCGGCUGAUGCUGGGGCUGAGCAGGGUGGCAGCUAGCAGCUGAUGGGCGGGCGCGCUGUCUAAGGCUUUGCGGGGGCUAUUAGCUGAUGGGAGGGCGUGUUUCCCCGGGAGCUGUGCGUUUCUGGGGGUUCGGGUUGGCCAACGCGAGCGGUUGAGAGGGAUAUGGGGUGUGAGGUUAUGUCGCAUGUGCAGUAUCGGAGUGCGGGUUGUGCGGGAAGGACGAGGGAUAAAUUGCGUGCAAUGGCAGAGGAGAGGGGUGUUGGAAGCUCUAAGCACCGGGCGCGGACUAGGUCUGCUCACGACGCGUGCUAUACUGCUCAUGCAUGUUCUAUACGUUUGUGAAAACGUGUGUGCUCUGGCAACGGACUUCGUUCUUGCUGUCCACGUCUCCCCAUGGCAUUUCGGGCUCAUUGGCGUCAGGUUGCUUGGACCAGGCGAAAGCCUUGCGAUGCCAAAGGACCGCAUAAUUCAUCACCCAUUGCGAAGACUACCUGUGCAUCGCCGAUGCAGGGUUGGUGUUAGCGCGUACGGUCAUGCUUCUUAUGCAAAUCGUCGCGAAUGGCUCCCGCUGUUGGACGAGCAUGCUUAAUAAGCCUAGAUCGCGCCCCAGGAACUUUUAAGCCCCAAUACGGCUUCCGCGGGUCGAUUAAGAUUGCAUCUUCCAUAGAGCAAGGGUCGGAGCUUCGAGGUCUUUAGCUUGCAGCUGUCAUAUCCUAUUAACACCCCUUUGCGACCCGGGCAGCGUACCCUAUAUCUUUUGAUGCUGUAAUAUGUGAAUAUGGUUCCUAGGAGCGAGACGUCCUAAGUUAUCCGAGAUCACUUUAAGUGGUAUAAAGCGACAGCUCCGCGCAAUAUAGUGACAGCCCGCCGAGGCAAGCCGUGAAGCCAUGCCAGUUCCAGCUUUUUGGUGAAGGCAGACAGAGUGGUAGUGGACUUGACGGCUUGACGCAGUUAUAUCUUUCAGCCAUGAAGUUUAGCAUCCGCGGCCAUGAGGUCGACUUCCCACACCAGCCCUAUGGCGUGCAAUUUAGCUUUAUGGAGAAGAUGCUGCGUACACUUGACGAGCAGGGCAACGCGCUGCUUGAAGCACCCACCGGCUGUGGCAAGACGCUUAGCCUCCUCUGCGCUGCUCUUGCAUGGCAAGAGAAGCGCAAGAAGGAACUUACUGAGCGCGCCAUCAGUAAAUUGACUCGCAGCAACCAUGAACAGCGGCGGAAAUUGGGCGGCAAGGGGCACAGCACGGGCGCUUAUGGCAGCGCGGAUGACUACAUGGAUGCGGACGAUGCCGACUUCGUGCCGUCUCCAGACGCUGCACCUAAGCGUGUUCGGGGCCCCCCGAAGUCCACAGAUCGACCAUCACCGCAGUCUGCUGGCUCCCCCGACACGCCGCAAACUAGCUCGGAUGGCUUGGGCAGCCUCUCUGGAGAUGAUGAUGAGCCAGCCAAGCCGCCCAAAAUCUUCUUCGCGUCGCGCACGCACUCCCAGAUUGCGCAAGUUGUGCGUGAACUCAAACGCACGGCAUACAAGCCCAGCAUGGCAAUCCUGGCCGCCAAGCAGCACUACUGCAUCAACAAGGCGGUCCAGCGCAGCGGGCGGGUGGAUGAGGAGUGCGACCGGCUGAUGCGCGAGGACGCGUUUGGCUGCAGGUUUAAAUCCAAGCAGGGGCACCACAAGACCGGCCGCGUGCAUGUGGAGGUGCACGACAUCGAGGAGCUGGCUGCCGCCUGCCGCCCCGCCAAGACCUGCCCCUACUUCACGGCUCGCGACAUGGCGCUGACGGCGGAGCUCAUCUUCUGCCCCUACUCCUACCUGCUGGACCCAGUGGUCCGCGCCGCCCUUGGAGUGGACGUGAGCGGCUCGGUGCUCAUAUUCGAUGAGGCGCACAACAUAGAGGACGUGAGCAGGGAGGGUGGCAGUAUGGAUCUGGAUCUAGACGCGCUACGUGACGUGGAGGGCGCAUUCCGGCUAGCAGCGCAGCUCACGGGGCGUCCCGACCUGUACGACCCGUUGGCGGCGGCUGCGGGGCGCUUGGCUGCAUGGCUGUCGCGGUUCGAGGAGGGGGCAGAGGGCAUGGCGGCGUGCGGGUUUGAGGAGCAUGAGGCGGU
Messenger RNA from Astrephomene gubernaculifera, 5700 nucleotides. NCBI's taxonomy places the organism in Eukaryota, Viridiplantae, Chlorophyta, Chlorophyceae, Chlamydomonadales, Astrephomenaceae. The record is from the annotation of a GenBank genome assembly.